Colossoma macropomum (tambaqui) is the source of this 1896-nucleotide messenger RNA. It is a transcript of the gene barhl1a, whose product is annotated as BarH-like homeobox 1a. The record is from RefSeq and is a predicted model, not a curated record. Gene Ontology annotation, molecular function: DNA-binding transcription factor activity, RNA polymerase II-specific; RNA polymerase II transcription regulatory region sequence-specific DNA binding. Gene Ontology annotation, biological process: regulation of transcription by RNA polymerase II. Gene Ontology annotation, cellular component: nucleus. NCBI's taxonomy places the organism in Eukaryota, Metazoa, Chordata, Actinopteri, Characiformes, Serrasalmidae. The transcript has 3 exons. Bases 506 to 1486 code for a protein of 326 amino acids.
UGAAGGGUGUUAUCAGAGGCCCGGGGAAGACUCGUGCACGUUCAUACGCUGCGUUAGUGCGCGCAGACUGAGCUGAACUUUCCUCGCUGCACUUCUACAGCAGUUCUGCAGGAGGAUUUAAUGUCGCUGCUCCAGUUCAGUGCUGCACCUGCGCGCUGUCCGUGGUGCUGAAAGUGGACGAUGACGAGGGUCUGGCUGCUGAGGGUCAGUCUGGAAAACUGAGGCUGAGUUUGCUCUCAAGAGGCACUGAAAGAUACCAAGUAGCCGGACCAGGACUGUCCAGGAGUAACUGACUCUGUUUUCAGUGGAAUCGUCUUCUUGUUUUCGGGGUCUGCUUUUCAAAUUUGAAAAGUGAUUCUAAACGGAAUCAAACUUUUUUUGUGCGAUCGUUUUGUAAGAGUUUUGUGCAGAAGAAGAAAUGACCACACGGGGAUAAUACCAUCGUUCUCAAGUCCACGCUCCGUCUAGACGUUCCCUCGCUGCUGGACACUCGGCUCUCCACCUCAUGCACAAAUGCUUGCUUGAGCGCGCGGCUUUCUCCCGCCUUGCUGCGUUCACCAUGGACGUGCCCACGAACGGCUCGAGCUUUGGGAUCGAGUCCCUGCUGUCCCGCAGGCCCGCGAGCCCCUGCAUGUCCAGGGGCGGCGCUCUGCUGAUGGGCCCGUGCGGCUCUCCGGCCCCGAGCGCGCGCUCUGACCUGGACAGUGACUGCUCCUCGCCCCCGUCCCCGCGCAGGGACUGCGUGGAGGAGGAGGAGGACGAGGAGGUGCAGAGACAUGCGCGCGCGCUGGGGCUCGAGUCUCCCGGUCCUCAGGCGCGCACCGUCACCUCCUCCUUCUUAAUCCGAGACAUCCUGGCGGACUGCAAGCCUCUGGCGGCCUGUGCCCCGUACAGCAGCGCGCAGACAGCGCGAGACGCGGAGGACUACACCGACAAAGUGCACAGCAACUCCUCCUCAGACAGCGAGUACAGAGUGAAGGACGAGGCUGAGAGGGAGAUCUCCAGCAGUGGAGAAAGCCCCUCGUCCCGGCUGAAGAAGCCCCGAAAAGCGCGCACGGCCUUCACAGACCACCAGCUCGGCGAGCUCGAGCGCAGCUUCGCGCGACAGAAGUACCUGAGCGUGCAGGACCGCAUGGAGCUCGCGGCCUCUCUCAACCUGACCGACACACAGGUCAAGACCUGGUACCAGAACCGGAGGACGAAGUGGAAGCGGCAGACGGCUGUGGGUCUGGAGCUUCUUGCUGAAGCGGGUAAUUACUCAGCUCUCCAGCGAAUGUUCCCGUCGCCCUAUUUUUACCCGCAGAGCCUCGUGUCCAGUCUGGACCCCGGAGCUGGACUCUAUUUGUACCGGGGUCCUUCUGCGCCCCCGCCGCCGGUACAGCGGCCGCUCGUGCCGAGGAUCCUCCUGCCUGGGCUGCAGGGAGGCGGCGGUGAGCCUCUAGCCUCGCUGCACGGGACCUUAGCGCGGCCCACCCCGCAGCGAUGAAGCGAAACACGGGCUGCGGAGACGCGGUGCGUUUUUUCCUCCUCCCACCCGUAUUCGGGCAAACGCGACAAGCCCCGCCCCUCAUGUGCUGCGUUUGGCUAGUAGUUCUUACAAGCACUCCGGUGUUCUAGAGCGCUGCGCUUAGCCGGGCAGGGCGUUCUCGAACGCUGCGCUUGGCUAGCCAGUCGUAGCACUGAAGACGUAGCCAAUCCCGGCGAGUGGGGGUGGGGUUUGACGGAAUAUGGGCGGGAAAAAAAGUCACAUCGCGCUCCUGCUCGUACCUGCUCAGGAAUGAUAAAGGCGCGCGCUCGGGUAGGUGACAGGACACUGCAACGCCUUCCCGCGUUACUUAGCAACGCAGAACUUUCCACGUCACUUAGCAACAAGACAAGGAUGUUAAGUAUCUGUUA